Cutaneotrichosporon cavernicola is the source of this 1365-nucleotide messenger RNA. RefSeq lists its product as uncharacterized. The transcript is spliced from 7 exons. The record is from RefSeq and is a predicted model, not a curated record. The coding region runs from base 1 to 1365 and encodes 454 amino acids. Lineage: Eukaryota; Fungi; Basidiomycota; Tremellomycetes; Trichosporonales; Trichosporonaceae.
AUGGAACGCGCCGGACGCGUCGCGCUGCUGGCGCUCUGGUUUCCCCUCGCGCUGGCCCACAAACACCCUGCAGUUGUCGACAUUGAUCCCAAGGUCCCAAUCGACUGGAUCAUGUACACCCACAUGGCAGUGCAGACGUUUGUAUGGGCCAUCCUCUUCCCUAUCGGCAUGGUCCUGGGCUUGUCCAAAUCACGCUUUCACGUCCCCGUCCAGGCUGUCGGUGUAGUGGCGACGCUUGUGGGAAGUUACCUCGGACACAACCACGGCGGGCGCGAGUUCGCAGCGACAGUGCACGGCAUCAUGGCCCAGAUCAUCUUCUGGGUCCUGAUGGUCCAGACGGCGUGUGGCGUAUUCCUGAGGCUCCACAUUCUCAACAAGACCGUGCGGCCAUGGAUCAGGCGAGUACACGGCCCUCUGGGAAUGGCAUUCCCUAUCAUUGGAUGGACGCAAAUCAUCAUGGGCGUCGUGACCGCGCUCGGUUUCUGUCGCGGAGGCGAGAUCAACCAAUGUCUCGCGCACUAUAUCAUGGGCUCGGCGUUCAUCGCCUACGCCGCCAUCCUGGUCAUCAUGCUCAACCUCGGCGGUGCGUGGCUCCAACGCCGCGGAUGUAGUCAGGAGAUGCUCGACUCAAGCGUCAUCCUCGUCUGGGGCAUCAUCAACACGUUUACCGAACACCAGGGCGGCCCAUGGACACACAAGGACAUGCAACACACCAUGAUGGGCGUGCUGUGGUGGGCUGGCGGCUUGCUCGGCGUCUUCCUGAGCCGCAAAGGCAAGCGCUCGUUUGUGCCCGCCGUAAUCAUCAUCAUGACUGGCUGGGGCAUGAGCGCGCACGAGCAGGAGCUCAUGAUUUCUUCAAAGGCAAGCCUCGUCCCUGAUUCUCCUAACUCCAGAUUCACGCAAUGUUCGGCGACUCCCUCUCCCACCGUCCGCAUCUUCCAACACCUCCCGCCAUACCUCCUCGUAUUGAGCGGGAUCACGUUCAUCAGUGCAACCAACGAGGAGAUGAAGAAUGCCAACGCGCUCGGCAUCGACCACGUCACCUACGCGCUCUUUGACUUUUCCCUCUCUUUCCUCGUGUACCUCGUCAUCACCUUCCUCGUGCACCUGUACUCGAAUUCGGGGCGGAACGCCAUGAUCAUGGGCGAUGGCGAGCCUGAAGCGGGGUAUGCCAAGCUCGACCAGCGCGACCGGGGCGAGGAUGGGUUGCCUGAUGGGCCAGAGGUGUUUGAGCUCACAGAGGCCGAGGGGAGCCAGGACGGGUCGGAAUUGACGGGCGACUCGGACGCCGUCAAGAUAGGCGGCGAGGACGAGGUCGACUGGAUGCAGCACGACGAGAUGCGCGGCGGCGCGCUGCGCCUGUAG